AUGGGAGAUUGGAUGCUACUAGACCGUAAUCUUCUUAACCUUCCAAAAAGAGAAGAACAGGCCAUCCCGUUCGCUUCUGAUGCCGGACAAACUCACGAUCUUGUUGUCGUGUACAACAGCGGGGAAGGGAAGUGGGAUGUGCAAGGAUAUAGACAAGAGGAACACGAGAACUUCUAUGCUGCUACUACUGUUCCUGAGGCAGGUCUCGGGCAAUUAGUCUUCAUUCGAGGUUUUAUCUCGCCAUCGUGGGUGUCGACCAUUGGGAGCAAAUACAACAUCGAUCCGGAAUUCUUUAGGCGACACAUGGAAUACCUUUCGGCGAGCGUUGACCGGCAUGCAUACAGUUUUCCAUCACUCGCCAGUUCGUCAAAUAACAUAUUCCGGCUUUGUGUGAGCACACUUCUUCAUCGCGAUGGUUUUGGUGGACAGGAUCUUCAGUCGCAGCGAUCCGAUCAAUCGAAUGAACUUGGGAUAUACAAGAUACAACAGCUCGGAUCUACUAAAGUCCGUUGUGGGGAUUCAUUGGUGCGCGAGUACUCUACCUUGUGCUCGUGCUUCUCUGUAAUUGAGCAAUGGAUAUCGCUUUGUGUCACAAAGACAGACCACGGUUGGGCCGUUGUUGUUUGGAUGGACCAAGGUAGACCCUUGGAGAAGUCACCUCCCGGACCAUGGACAAGUCACAUCGAAUCCAAGGCCACAGCGUUACCCAUAAUCCAGCACCAUCACAAGAUGGCAUUUCGAACCACCACAAACCGUCUAGGUCCAAAUGCUAAUUCUUCGGUGGAAUUUCAGCAGAGUACGGCCAUUCUCCCCUUGCAGUACGAUUCACUGGUCGGGCUCGUCGAUCUGUCCCGUCGCGCGGCUCAAGAUCCGCUAUCGAUGUGCAUCCCAUUAUUUGCGCAUGCUGCUUUCUCCGAAGUUCAGUUCCUAAACCUUAUGGAGUCCAGGAUCCGAAUGCAGAUCGACGCGAUAGCCGAAGGAGUCUCAGCCGACGCAUUGGGAACUUUUCAAUAUUUUUCCAAUAUUCUCGAUAGGCAUGCCCAGCAACUGACAGAAAGCACUCGCGCAUUCUGCAAAUUGAUCAAUCAAAGUAAUCAAAGGUCAAAUAGUGUCAGAGCGGAAAGCCCAAUGCCUAGAAGCGCUGUGCCCCCAAGCAUCGGUAUGCGCCGGCAGACGUCAGAAACCGAGACAGCCAGAAAUAUUGGAUCGAGUAAUUCCGAAAAUGCUUUUGCAGCGAAGAACCUCUGGGAAGACUAUGAGCAACUCCAUAUUCGCUGCAUCGAACUAUCGAAAAUGUGCACUCAGGGUAUAAAUCUAGCGAUGAACAAAGCUGCGAUUGAGGAGUCCCGAAAGGCGAUUGAGCAAUCUGAACGACUCAAAAAGCUGACUUUGUUGGCGACGUUCUUCAUUCCUCUCACCUUCAGCACCAGCUUGUUUGGUAUGAACAUUGAUCUCCUCGGACAGAACGGCGUGCGAUUUUGGUGGUUCUUUGUACUAUGUGUUCCAAUUACUUUGUCUGCCUACGUACUUUAUCUGUGGGACGUUCAGCUUAUGAAGCGGUGUUGGGUGAGAUUCUGGAAAGGUUGUCGCUGUGUGAGGCGGGAUAAGACGGCUGAGAGAAGCAGCAAGGAUCCGAGUCACAUCGUUUGA
Molecule: messenger RNA, 1650 nt
Organism: Alternaria atra
Lineage: Eukaryota; Fungi; Ascomycota; Dothideomycetes; Pleosporales; Pleosporaceae
Exons: 2
Coding region: 1-1650 (549 amino acids)
Biological process (GO): metal ion transport; transmembrane transport
Cellular component (GO): membrane
Molecular function (GO): magnesium ion transmembrane transporter activity; magnesium ion binding; cobalt ion transmembrane transporter activity
Source: RefSeq, a predicted model, not a curated record